AUGUCUGACGCGAGUGAAUCUUCAUUCGAUUACAACAGCGAUCUUUUGUCUAUCAGUUCUAUUGAUACUAACUAUGAUUUAUCAAGCUGGGACGAUUUAUCUUCGGCAGAUGGAUCAGAGAGUAAAUACCCAGAAGAGGCUGCAGACGACGUAGAGGUACCUUGGGUCAAAGAAGGUAUACCGCGCCCUAACUUUCCCUUCACUUCAGAUCCUGGUAUAAAAGUUCCUGAUAUUAGCUUGGAUAAUAUUUUGGAGAUAUUUGAGUUAUUCAUGGAUCACCAUUUGACAAACCUUGUAGUAAAAGAAACAAAUAGGUACGCCAAUCAGUUCAUUAUCAAGAACUAUGAAAAUAUCAGGCCUCGUUCAAGAGUUCGCGCCUGGAGUCAAACGGAUGCUAAUGAAAUAAAAACUUUUCUUGGAUUGUUGUUAUUACAAAGUGUUUGCGUAAAACCAUCAUACGAAAUGUACUUUUCGAAAAGGGAAAGCAUAGAAACACCUUUUUUUUCCAAGGUGAUGACUGAGAGGAAGUUUGCACUUAUAUGUAAGUUCCUAUAUUUUUCUAAUAAUAACGAAAUUGACGAAAACACUUCUCAGAGGAAGCUAUUCAAAAUUAAACCUGUCCUAGAUCACCUUCAAAAAAGGUUUAUGGAAGUUUACAUUCCUGAACAAAACAUUUCCAUUGACGAGUCACUACUAGGUUGGAAAGGUCGCCUAACGUGGAAACAAUACAUCCCAUCGAAAAGAAAAAGGUUUGGGAUAAAACUAUUUAUUUUAGCUGAAAGCUCAACAGGCUACACCUAUAACUUUUUGAUAUAUACCGGAGCUGAUACAAACUAUGGCGACAGCUUCGCGAGUGAACCUUUAUCAGCUAGAGUGGUAUUAGAACUCUCAAAUAAUAUCUUAGAUAAAGGUUAUUGUCUGUUUCUCGAUAACUACUAUACUAGCGUGGACUUGGCAGAAAAGUUAUCGAUGAGGCGCACAGAUUGUGUUGGCACAAUGAGGUUGAAUAGGAAAGGUAUACCAAAAGAGCUGAAGGAGAAAAAGUUGGAACACGGAGAAGCAUAUGCCUUAUUUAGGAAGAAAAUUAUGUUGCUGAAGUAUAAAGAUAAAAAAGAAAUAGUGAUGAUAAGUACUUUACAUGACAAUCAGUUUGUAGAGAAAACAAAAAGAGGGAAGGUAAUGAAAAAGCCAGUAGUUAUAGAGCAUUAUAAUAACAAAAUGGGUGGAGUAGAUUUGACAGACAAUAUGCUCCAUUUUUAUGCAAUGUCACGUACACACCUCAAAAAAUAUUACAGAAAAAUAUUUCUUCAUUUCUUAGAUAUAACUGUAUUAAACAGUUACAUCCUUUACAAAAAACUUGGUGGUAGGAAGUCACGUCUGAACUUUGUAAUAGAUUUAGCUGAAAAACUGAUAGAAAAAUAUGGAAGAGAUAAGAAUUGUAAUGCAGGUAGACGAUCAAAAACAAAAAAUGCAAGUCGGCUGAUGGAGAAACAUUUUCCAUCUGUAAUACCAUCCACGGCACAUAAAAAGAAACCGACCAAAAGGUGUGUAGUGUGUAGAGAGAAAGGCAAGAGGAAAGAGAUUAUAUAUUGGUGCGAAUCAUGUAAAACUGGACUGUGUGCUGCACCAUGUUUUGGUUUAUAUCAUUCGUAG
Messenger RNA from Acanthoscelides obtectus, 1653 nucleotides. The record is from the annotation of a GenBank genome assembly. Lineage: Eukaryota; Metazoa; Arthropoda; Insecta; Coleoptera; Chrysomelidae.